CUUGCCAUAUCAUCCACUUUCCCUUCCGUUAUUCUUUGUUCUUCUGCUGGGAACGAAUUUAAGGAAGAAGGGGAAUCCGAAUCGCCGUCCCGUUGGUGUCUUGCGCAUCAGAAGGGACGCUAUCGGUUUCGGGAAUCAAAUCUCCAAGCAUUACUUUCCGAUUUUUCUUCCUGGAAUCGAUUUUCGCCCCCUUCGAUUCCUUGCAAAGUCCUUGUGGCAGAUCUGAUCAGGCUCUUGGGUAUUUCAGACACUGCAUGCAUGGGAGCAGUGGUUGUGUUGGAUGCUAUAAGAAGCCCACACUAAUUACACUGGAACCUAAAGAAGUUUCAAAACAAGGCCAGGCUGUGAGGAAACGUAGUACGUCCAACGAUUUCUGGACCACUAGCACGCAUGAUAUGGACAAUAGUGCUGUACAAUCACAGGGAAGCAUCUCAUCAAUCAGUGUAACAAAUCAAGCCCCAGAUCCUCAUGGUAGUUCUGGCAAAACAAGCAACUCCACUGAAUUUGUAAAUCACGGUCUUAUUCUCUGGAAUCAGACUAGGCAACAGUGGGUAGGAAAUAAAAAACCACAAAUUCAGUCACAGCAGCUGCGAGAACCUAAACUAAGCACUUAUUGUCUGUCCCUUGGCAUAUGGCUUUGCAGUUGGGAUGCAACAUAUGAAAGUUUACUUGGGAGCAGCAAACCAUUCCAUCGGCCUAUCCCUCUUCCUGAAAUGGUAGAUUUUCUAGUGGACAUCUGGGAACAGGAGGGCCUAUACGACUGAAUCACAUGUCUGCUCACUCUGCUGUUUGAUUUUAAAUCCCUAAAACAAUUAAUUUUAGUUGUUGCUUCUAUGAUGAUGAUAGGAAUGGGAAGAUUGAGCUCACUGCAUUUUGUACAUCAAUUGUAAUGUUAUCUGCCCCCUGUUAUCUUUCAGUGAUGAGGAAUCUAAUCAUUUUCUCUUUGCUGCAACUUUGUAAGUGAUGCCAAUUGGUUGAUCUUUAGUGAUUAAAAGAGCCAGUUUUGAGGGGUUGAGAAAAA
Messenger RNA from Prosopis cineraria, 1021 nucleotides. RefSeq lists its product as uncharacterized. Lineage: Eukaryota; Viridiplantae; Streptophyta; Magnoliopsida; Fabales; Fabaceae. The coding region runs from base 255 to 764 and encodes 169 amino acids. The transcript is spliced from 6 exons. The record is from RefSeq and is a predicted model, not a curated record.